Molecule: messenger RNA, 1041 nt
Organism: Penicillium pulvis
Lineage: Eukaryota; Fungi; Ascomycota; Eurotiomycetes; Eurotiales; Aspergillaceae
Product: tyrosinase family protein
Exons: 5
Coding region: 1-1041 (346 amino acids)
Molecular function (GO): oxidoreductase activity
Source: RefSeq, a predicted model, not a curated record
AUGCACUUCGCUCUUUUCGGGGUUGCACUCGGCCUGGUUGCUAGUGCGGCUGCUUCGCUUCCUCACUCUCAUUUUAAUCAUGUACGCGCCGCCAACGGCCAUGCGAGUACUCAGGAGACUAUCCCGGGUUACUUCUCUGGCAGUUGCACAAAGGAGAAGAUGACUAUCCGGAAGGAGUGGCGCCAUCUGUCUAAGGUGCAACAGACUGAUUUCCUGGACGCCGUUCAGUGUCUGAUGGACAAACCCGCCAAGUCUGGUUUGACUGCCACCACCAGCCGCUUCAGCGAUCUUCAGGCUCUUCACCGUGGAAUGACCAACACGGCGUAUGCCGACAUCAUUCACCAUGUGGGUCAAUUCCUUCCAUGGCACCGCUAUUACAUGCACAUCUAUGAGACUCUUCUCCGUGACGAGUGCGGCUACACUGGUUCCAUUCCCUGGUGGGAUGAAGCAAAGGACGCAGACAGUGGAAACAUGUUUGGUUCUUCCAUGUGGGGAUCUGAUGCCUUUGGAGGCAAUGGAACUGGAUCUGGAAGCUGCGUCCAGGAUGGCCGUUUUGCCAACUAUACUCUGCACAUUGGACCUGGAGAUGAGGAUACCGAUUACUGCCUCCGACGCGCAUUCAACAACGAAGCGGCAAUCGCCAAUGCUAAUAGCACGGUCCUCAAAAUGUGCAACUCAUACAACACCUACUCCCCCUGGUGGAAUUGCAUUUCCAACAUUCCCCACAAGGGUGUCCACACCUACAUUGGUGGCGUCAUGGCAGAUAUCAAGUCGAGCCCGGGGGAUAUAGUGUUCUAUUUACACCAUAUGUAUAUCGACCGUGUUUGGUGGCUGUGGCAGAAGCAAGAUCCGGCCAACCGUCUUUACGAUAUUAGCGGUCCUACGGUCAAUGAGACUGCCAAUGUCGAGCCUGCGGGUGGCUGGCAGAAUGCCACAUUACACUAUGAGCUUUCGUCUUUUGAUAUCAUGCCAAACACGACUAUUGGCAAGGUGAUGAACCCCCAGGCGGGAGCUAUGCUUAUGGGAUACGGAAUUCGAUAA